This is a messenger RNA of Apis mellifera (honey bee), 1105 nucleotides long. RefSeq names its product ras-like protein family member 10B. The coding region runs from base 16 to 801 and encodes 261 amino acids. The record is from RefSeq and is a predicted model, not a curated record. NCBI's taxonomy places the organism in Eukaryota, Metazoa, Arthropoda, Insecta, Hymenoptera, Apidae. Gene Ontology annotation, molecular function: GTPase activity; GTP binding. The transcript is spliced from 5 exons.
CUAAGCCGACUUUAUAUGGCAACAAACGCCUCCUUGAUCUCGAAGAGAUACAUAUUGUACAAAUGGUUCGUAGAACUCGAUCUGGAUUACUUGGAAAGGAGAGGAGGCGAGACAAUAACUUGUGAAAACGCCGAAAGCGGAUCGAAAGAGGAGGAAAGCCCCGCAGACACUCUGGAUCGUGUCAAAGUUGUGUUUCUCGGUGCACCCAGGGUGGGAAAGUCCAGCAUAAUUAGGCAAUUCGUGUGGAGCGAAUUCAGCGAGGAAUACAAGCCAACCGAACGUAGAGAGACUUUCUAUCCGAGCGUGGUACUUGCCGAUCGAUUGUAUGAACUAAAAAUCACGGAUCUACCAAUGAUCCCGUAUUUUCCGGUCAGCUCGCACCUCGAAUGGACGGACUUUCGUUAUUACGGAUUACGAAGUGCGAACGCUUACGUUCUCGUAUUCGAUCUCAGCAACCAGGACACGUUUCAGCACAUUAGAAUGUUACGAGAUCAAAUCUACGAAGCACGAGACAUGAGGGGCGUACCGUUAUUGGUAGUUGGGAACAAACAAGACGAAUUGUCGCCUGCGGCUGCUUCCGGAACUCGCUACAGGGACAUCGUUAAUCUCGUUCGAAAGCACUGGCGAUGCGGCUACGUGGAAUGUAGCGCCAGAUUUAACUGCCGUGUUGUGCAGGUAUUUCGUGAAUUAAUGAAGAGUAUUCAAGCUGUAGAAGGACGACCACCUUCCCCGACGCCUGCACCUUCGCAACCCUUACGAUCUCACUCGCAUGACACCAGCGAAAAAUGUAUUCUUCUCUGACAUUGAAGCCAGAAAAUCAACGUGCUCGAUUUUUGCGACCACAUUAUCAAAAGAAGUUGCUUCUAUCCAUACCACGAUACAGGGUCGUAGAUUUUUUGAGCCAGAAAUGGAAAAAUCAAUUUCAUCGUGAACAAUUAUUUCCGGUGUCAUCUAACGGAAUUGUAAUAUGAAAUAAGAAUACACGAAGUUCAUCAAUCGAUAAUGCAGUAACUGAUAACGAAUGCGGUAUUGUAAUUAGUCGAAACAUUGAGAUCUUUCAUCGAAAACAUGAAAAGAUUCUAAACGUUUUUAUCAUUUUUAUAAA